Messenger RNA from Lucilia cuprina (Australian sheep blowfly), 1195 nucleotides. It is a transcript of the gene TfIIB, whose product is annotated as transcription initiation factor IIB. Gene Ontology annotation, biological process: transcription initiation at RNA polymerase II promoter; transcription preinitiation complex assembly. Gene Ontology annotation, molecular function: TBP-class protein binding; RNA polymerase II general transcription initiation factor activity. NCBI's taxonomy places the organism in Eukaryota, Metazoa, Arthropoda, Insecta, Diptera, Calliphoridae. Gene Ontology annotation, cellular component: transcription preinitiation complex; nucleus. The transcript is spliced from 5 exons. The record is from RefSeq and is a predicted model, not a curated record. Bases 146 to 1090 code for a protein of 314 amino acids.
UCAUGGUAAGUGAAAUGUGGCAAUAUUGUUAUUACUGACGAAGACGUAAAUAAAUAAAUGAAAAUUUGCUUAAAAAACAUUUGCGUCUAAAUACGGAAAGGAAACACUUCAUAAAAUAAAGGUACAAUAAUUUCAGGAUAACAAAAUGGCAAGCACCUCCAGAGAUACCAAUAAAGUAUGCUGUUAUGCACACCCAGAUGCUCCUCUUAUAGAGGAUUAUAGGGCUGGUGAUAUGAUUUGUUCAGAAUGUGGUUUGGUUGUAGGUGAUCGUGUAAUUGAUGUAGGUUCGGAAUGGCGUACAUUUAGCAAUGAAAAAAGUGGAGUUGAUCCCAGUCGUGUUGGUGGUCCAGAGAAUCCUUUAUUGAGUGGUGGUGAUUUAUCGACCAUAAUUGGCCCAGGCACUGGUUCCGCUUCAUUUGAUUCAUUUGGUUCGCCAAAGUAUCAAAACAGGCGUACUAUGAGUAGUUCAGACAGAUCAUUGAUAUCAGCCUUUAAGGAGAUAUCAAUGAUGGCUGAUCGUAUCAAUUUGCCUAAAACUAUUGUCGAUCGAGCAAACAAUUUAUUCAAACAGGUUCACGAUGGCAAAAAUCUUAAAGGACGUUCAAAUGAUGCCAAGGCAUCGGCUUGCCUUUAUAUUGCCUGUCGUCAAGAAGGUGUACCUCGUACAUUUAAAGAAAUUUGUGCUGUUAGCAAAAUAAGUAAAAAAGAAAUCGGAAGAUGUUUUAAAUUAACACUUAAAGCUUUAGAAACUAGUGUCGAUUUGAUAACUACAGCCGAUUUUAUGUCAAGAUUUUGUGCAAACCUUGACCUACCGAAUAUGGUUCAACGAGCUGCUACACAUAUUGCAAAGAAAGCUGUUGAAAUGGAUAUUGUGCCGGGAAGAUCUCCUAUUUCAGUUGCUGCAGCGGCGAUAUAUAUGGCAUCACAGGCAUCGGAGCAUAAGCGUAGUCAAAAAGAAAUCGGAGAUAUAGCUGGUGUAGCUGAUGUGACAAUAAGACAGUCGUAUAAGCUAAUGUAUCCAGAAGCAGCUAAAUUGUUCCCGGAAGACUUUAAAUUUACUACACCAAUUGAACAACUUCCACAGAUGUAAAAUAAUUAUUUAUAUUUCGCUUUUUUAAAUAAGUUUAUGUUUAUUUUUAAACAUGAAAAUUUUUUAUGUUAUUUUUAUAAGGAAAUAAAUAUAUAUACAUACAUA